UCAACCGCGAAAGUGUUUACGGUCACGAGCUCUGCGGGCGAGGUACAGCGGCAUGCGCACCAGGCAACCGAGUCGCCGCUGGCCGAACGCGAACCGAGCACGCACUGUAGGCUUUGCCAGUGUGCAUAUCGUACCGUACCUGUUGAGCUAAUUGCGGAGAAUCUGAAGUCGUUAUUAUUGUCAAGAAAAGCAGAUUAAAGAGAUAACAUCAGCCGAUAUAUCAUCCUGUUUGUGACACCACUUCUGAAGUCAUGAUGAAGGCAUUAUGUGUUCUACUCCUUUGCCUUGUAGCUGUAGCAACAACUUUUGCUUUUCCAGAGCAUCUUUUUCGUCAACAACAGACUCCCGACCCUGAAGUGAAACAUUGGGCUCUUCUCGUGGCUGGAUCAAAUGGAUGGUACAAUUACAGACAUCAGGCUGAUAUCUGUCAUGCCUACCAGAUCCUUCACAAGCAUGGCAUUCCAGAUGAACAGAUCAUCGUCAUGAUGUAUGAUGACAUCGCCUACAACAGAGAAAAUCCUAACCAAGGGGUAAUCAUCAACAAGCCUAACGGACCCAACGUCUAUCCUGGAGUUCUCAAGGACUAUACUGGUGAUGAUGUUACUCCAGAGAAUUUCCAAGCCUUGCUUCAAGGAGAGAAACCUCAUUCUUGUAACAACUGCAGUGGAAAAACUCUGAAGAGUGGCAGCACCGAUCAUGUCUUUGUUUACUUUGCCGACCAUGGAGGACCAGAUCUCAUUGCCUUCCCAGAUGGAGAGUUGGAAAGGAAUGAGCUGAUGAAGACCCUGAAGAAGAUGCACAAACAUGAGAAAUUUGCAAAGCUUGUGUUCUACCUUGAAGCCUGUGAGAGUGGAUCCAUGUUCAAGGGACUGUCAGAGGACCUCAACAUCUACGCCACCACCGCAGCGAACCCAGACGAGUCCUCCUGGGGUUUCUACUGUAACAAUUCUAUGGAUAACUGCCUGGGAGAUGAGUACAGUAUCCACUGGAUGGAAGAUUCCGAUGUGGAGGACCUGAGCGCAGAGACGCUGAACAAACAGUUCCGCAUCGUGAAGAAGGAAACGAAGAAGAGUCACGUUCAGGAGUAUGGUAACCUCACCAUGGCAUCAGCGGCAGUCGAUCAGUACCAGGGUGGUAGUGAUGGACAGAUGCACAUCUACAAGGACGCGGUUCAUGAGGAAACCCCCGUCAGUGAGCUUGACUUUGUACCAUCCAGAGAGGUUGAGAUGACCAUGCUGUACCGUCGGCUGAUGAAGACGACCCAUCCUACAGACAGGGAUGCUAUCCUCAAGAAGAUCAACAUCUUGGUCCAGACCCAGCGUGACAUCAUCCAGACUAUGUGUACGAUCGUCAUGUCUGUGACCUCUGACUUGGAGGCCGUAGAAGCUCAUCUCCAGCGCCCUGAGCAGCUCACAAUCCUAGACUCGGACUGCUAUCAUAGCUCUGCCAAGCUCUUCUCCGACAGGUGCUUCAGGCUCGGCCAGAAUGACUAUGCCAUGGGCAUUGUAUACACCUUUGCAAACAUGUGUAAUGCCAACAUCCAGCAAGAAGCGAUCUUGAAUGCCAUCAAGAACAUCUGCUAGAGUUUGCGCCGUCCUUUAUUAGUACCUGAUCCAAGUCUGUUGUACAUCUAAUUAAUGGAAGUCUUUCACGAAUGGUAGCUCUAAUAGAAUAUUUUGUAAAUUUGAUCACAAAAUCAUGUUAAAAUAAUUAGCUUUAGAACGCAUGACCUUAAAAUAUCCACAAUUUAGAAUAAUUACUGAUGAUGUGCUUCAUGAAUACCUUUGGUUCACCUCUUGAUAAAUGUACUAUCGUUGAAUAACAUAAUAAUGAGCACGAUACCAGUAUUCGUCUCAAUGGAUUAACAAAUCAGCCAAUACGCAGAUACAGUGUCGUAAUUACGAACUGACUUAUUUGUCAGCAAACUAGUCUCUUUGAAUGUAUACAUCUAAUUAAUGGAAGUCUUUUAUAUGGCAGGUCUAUUUUGCACAAUUAUUAGUCAUGCUUGUAUUUACAGUACUACUACUCUGCCACCCCCUAAAAAA
Strongylocentrotus purpuratus (purple sea urchin) is the source of this 2045-nucleotide messenger RNA. RefSeq names its product legumain (gene lgmn). Lineage: Eukaryota; Metazoa; Echinodermata; Echinoidea; Camarodonta; Strongylocentrotidae. The coding region runs from base 252 to 1583 and encodes 443 amino acids. The transcript is spliced from 12 exons. The record is from RefSeq and is a predicted model, not a curated record. Gene Ontology annotation, molecular function: cysteine-type endopeptidase activity. Gene Ontology annotation, biological process: vacuolar protein processing.